Molecule: messenger RNA, 1743 nt
Organism: Cinclus cinclus
Lineage: Eukaryota; Metazoa; Chordata; Aves; Passeriformes; Cinclidae
Gene: TRIM59
Product: tripartite motif containing 59
Molecular function (GO): zinc ion binding
Source: RefSeq, a predicted model, not a curated record
AUGGCGACCCGGGGCACUGACUCCGCCCGUUUCCGCUCCCUCUCCCGCCAUUGGCGCUGCGGGGCCGCGGCUCUCACCGGGCGGGGUGGGGAAAGCGGCUCCAUCGCCGAAAGGGGAACCCGGGACGGGCUCGGAGCGGCUCCAUCGCCGAAAGGGGAACCCGGGACGGGCUCGGAGCGGCUCCAUCGCCGAAAGGGGAACCCGGGACGGGCUCGGAGCGGCUCCAUCGCCGAAAGGGGAACCCGGGACGGGUUCGGAGCGGCUCCAUCGCCGAAAGGGGAACCCGGGACGGGCUCGGAGCGGCUCCAUCGCCGAAAGGGGAACCCGGGACGGGCUCGGAGCGGCUCCAUCGCCGAGCGGAGCUCCUCGGGAGGUCCCCGCAGCCUGAGGGGCCGGGCACGGCGGGGCUCGGGGCCGUGCAGACGCCGCUUUUCCCGUCUUUCAGCCUGUCCCCGUCGCUGUGACUCGGCAGGUUCCAGCCGUUCCCGGCUACUCGCGCCCAUCGAUCCCCGGAGCUGCAGGGGACGGGUCCAGGCCGUGGAGCGGCUGGAGGAGGAGCUGACCUGUGCCAUCUGCUGUGACAUCUUCUCGGAGCCGCGGGUGCUGCCGUGCUCGCACACCUUCUGCCGGCCGUGCCUGCAGGGUCUCCUGCAGCCCUCGCACGGAUUCCCGGCCGGGAUGUGCCUGAGCUGUCCCAGCUGCGGGGCUCGUGUGGCCGUGCCCGCUGCGGGGCUCCAGGCGCUGCCCAUCAACUUGGCCCUCAAAGCCGUGAUCGAGAAGUGCCGGCAGGAGGAGCGGGCCGGGGCCGGGGCCGGGGCCGAGACGUGCAGGGCACACCCCCGGCAGCCGCUGAACAUUUACUGCCUGCAGGAGCGGCUGGUGUGCGGGCAGUGCAUCACCAUCGGCACGCACCGCAGACACCCCAUCGAUGAUCUCCAGAGCGCCUGCGGGAGAGCCAGGGAGGCUUCGGGCCAGCUCCUGGAGGAGCUGACGGAUCGAUCCCAAUCCAAGGUGUUCUCGUGCUCCGAGAGGCUGCAGCAGCACAAGGCCCGGUGCCAGAGCGCCCUGCAGAGCGACAGGCAAGCUGUGCUGCAGUAUUUUAAGGAACUUGGUGAUGCCUUGGAGCAAAAGAAAGCAGCUCUGCUGAGCGCACUGGAUGAACUGGAGAGCUGCGUUUCGGAGAAAUACGAUCCCCUCAUCGAGGAAGUGGAAAACCUGAAGCAGGAAGAGAAUGAGUUAAAGGAGCUGCUCGCAGCCCUUCAGCAGGAGGAGUCUCCGCUGCUUUUCCUGGAGAAGCUGCAGGGGCUGCAGCUGCGGCUCCAAGCUCUCAGGCAGAAGCAGCUCCCGGAGCCUGAACCCGUGGAGAUCCAUCCAAGCAUGGAGAAGGUGCUGCAGGACACGUCCAGAACUGAAUUCGGGCAGCUCCACAAGAUCCACGCUCCAAAGCUACGCCUGGCUCACAAAAGCCAGUGCUCUCGAGAGCAAACAGCAGCGUCUGCACUCUGGGCUGCUUUCACUGACCCAAGCGUUCUCCUGCUGAUCCUGAGCUCAGUUCUGUUGCUCUGGCACAAGGAAAUCUCAUCUAGAGCCAUCUCUGCUCCUCUGGCAGAUCUCUGGAAAUCCCUGCUGCAGGUUUCUCAGGAUUCCUGCACGUACCUGCAGGACAGAGUGCGAGGGCUGUGCUACACUUCUGCCCUGCCCAGGGAGUGGUGCAGGAGAAUCCGUCCCGACUACUUCGGUUAG